ACUUGAAUCGAUCAACACGAAACGCAAAUCGCAAUGAACAAUAAGGCCGGCCGGCGUAUCAUACAUGUCAUGUGUCAUGUCAUGCUUGUCAAAGAAGCAAUUUCAUCAAAAUUAAAAAAAAAGAAAUGUCACUUAUUUCCAGUAAUGGCGGCCGACUAUGAUUGCAUUCCGUUGUAUGAAGAUUAUCCCCCGUGGUCAGUCUUGAUCUCGGUUUCUCGGUCAGUCUGGGAAUCGCUUGCUCGUUCAUUGUGUAUCUUUGCUUACGUUUCUUUAAAAGAACUUAACUUAAAAAUUUUCGACUUAUAUAUCAAAGCAAAGCAAUCAAACGUUGCAGAAACAAUUAUUACAUAACAAAAUUGCAAUAACUUUUCCAAGUCUUAGCAGAAAAUUCCGUUAGUGAAAGUUGAAAGUAUCAUCAACUCAAAUUAUAAUGAGUUCUUCUGUAUAUUUUCGGUCAAUGAAUAAAAUAUCGAAACUCUAUUUUCUUCAAUCACCAGUGAAAAGGUCAGUCCAAAAUGUGAACACAAUCAGAAUGUUAGCAAACAUAUCAAUAUCUAAGAAGAAAGAAAAGGAAACUUUUAUAAAUAUAUUUCCUCUGUUAACUGAAACUCUUAUAAAGAGUCCAAAAUUCGCUAAGCAUCCUCAAAUUGGCAACUGGAUGAAAAAGAUUCUAGAAUAUAAUAUGUGCGGUGGUAAACAGUCUCGCGGUCUCGCAACAGUUUACACGUACGAAAUGAUCGAGAAGCCGGAGAAUAUUACGGAGGAAUCGAUGAAAUUGGCACGCAUCAUGGGCUGGUGUGUUGAAAUGUUGCAUACGCACCUAGUGCUAUUCGACGACAUAAUGGACGGCUCGACGACUCGCCGCGGUGUCUCGUGCUGGUACCGCCUCCCAGACGUGGGACUGGGCGCCAUCAACGACGCCGUACUGUUACACAUGGCUAUGUUUCACAUACUAAAGAUCCACUUCAGUCAAAGAAGCUGCUACGUCAAAAUACUGGAUGUGUUCCAUGACACCUUGCUAAACACGUCCAUCGGCCAGCAUUACGAUUAUAUGAUGGCACAUCGCAACAAGAACGACUACACACAGUUCACUAUAGAACGGUAUAGAAUCAUAGCUGACAAUAAGACUGCGUACUAUACAUUCAAGCUGCCCGUGUGUCUCGGCCUCUUACUCGCCGAUAAGACGGACCAUGAGACGCACAAACUAGCAGAAGACGUUACCAUGGAGAUCGGUCAAUUUUUCCAAAUACAGGAUGACUACAUAGAUUGCUUCAGCGACGAAUCCAUCACGGGAAAAGUUGGCACUGAUAUACAAGAAGGGAAAUGCACGUGGCUAGCCGUUAUGGCUUUGCAGCGCUGCAAUGCUGAACAACGAUCUCUAUUCGAACAAUGUUACGGCAGCUCAGAACCUAUUGACGUGCAGCGCAUCAAGCAGCUUUACGAGACUUUGGAACUUCCACUGUUAUACAAAGAAUAUGAACGUAAUGUCUACAAUAGAGUAUUAGAACGCGCGAAUAACGCCGCCAGUGGUGCUUUACCGUCGGCUUUAAUUUUAAGACUUUUCAAUCUGAUUCAUAAAAGAAAAGGUUAAUGAUUUUGCUUUGUUGUUUAUUAUUAUAGCAAAUAUAUGUUUUUUUUUUUAUUGAUUUAAUAGAGUUUGAAUAACUCUAGCAGUAAUACAUGGAACCCUCAAUCUUUAAGUCUUCCAUCGCUAGUCGUAUUUUAUUUUUUCAUAAAUGUAUCUUAGUAGUUACUGAUUCUAUAGAAACAUGGUAAAAAACUUUAUAAGUACAGUAUUCUACAAUAAUUAUAAUAUAUUCUGAUUUAAUUACGAAGGAAGAAUUUAUUUUAAGUAGUUACCAUAUCGUCUUCACGGAUUUUAUCCAAGUUUGAGCAGGGUAUUAUCUUGUCUUAGCAAUAACUUAAUUCCAAAAAGAUGACCAUAUUUUAUAUGUCCAUAAAUAUCCUAACCAUACUACCGUUUAAUUAGUUAUUAUGUAUUUUUUAUAUAAAAUAUUUAAAUGAUUUUCAAAUCUUUUAAAAAAAUUAUCAAAAAUCGCGGAGUAGUUAACGAAAUGUAGAAUGUCGUAAGCGCACGCGCAAUAGAACUGACCUGAAAGCAGCACAUAAUCGCGCUCGAUGCUAACUUCAUAAUCGCUAUUAAGUUUUAGACGAACGAUUUUUAGCACGUUAACGAUUAUUAAUUUAAGUAUCAUUUCGUAAUUUGCUCAAUAGACAUGAUUUUUAUGAAUAUUGUGUUUGUUUAGACUUACACAAAACCAUCAUCUCUCUUGUCGUAUAAACAUUAAGGUAGGUACAUAAUUUUGUAGCAUAAAUGAUACCGAAAGUAAAAGAGUCUCGGUAGGUACGAAAAUAUGUUAAGUAUGUUUUGUUUUAUCUAGUUCAGUAAAAUAAAACGAGACUGUGUUUCCUUGGUAAAAAGUAAGUACAGAAAUUGUUGGGAAAUAAUGAAUUAUACGGAUGUAUGUAAUGUUAAUGAUACCUGUGAUUUCUCAAUUUUGAAUGAAACACUUGGCUGUUAUUUUAGUAACAUUAUUUAUUUUGAAGGCUGAAGAGCCUUUUAAGUAAUCGUUGGCAUAGCUAUAAAUUAUCGUAGGGGGCAGCCGUUUAUGUAAUUAAGAAUAAAUUAUUUAAUAACACUUCUUAUUAUUGUAAAUAGAAGUUCGAGGGAUUUGUAUGGUAUAAAUGAAGAAUUAAACGGUUUUUA
Chilo suppressalis (striped riceborer) is the source of this 2728-nucleotide messenger RNA. Lineage: Eukaryota; Metazoa; Arthropoda; Insecta; Lepidoptera; Crambidae. The record is from the annotation of a GenBank genome assembly.